CAGAGAGGAGGACAGAGAGGAGGACAGAGAGGAGGACAGAGACAGAGAGACUUACCGGGGGUGAGCCGGGACUCUGCCGCCGCCGGACCGUUCGGAGCACCGGAGGAGCAGGAGGGAGGAGGGACACGGUCCGCCGCAGAGGAGGUGAGCGGCGGCUCGGAGUCCGGGUGUUCCCCCGGUACCGUCAGCUCGGUUGGUCGGACCUGCAGGUGAGCCCGGCUCACAUUCUUACACCAGGAUGUUUGAGGACCUGGUUGAAGCCUUCUGUGGCGUGGAGCCUCGAGUGUCUCCAGAGGAUGGGGGGAGCCAGAGUGGAGGACUCUUUGAGGACGAUGAGGGGACAGAGUCCAGUCUGAGCGUUGGCCAGUUCGUGCUCUGCCACUGGUCAGAUGGACUCUACUACGUAGGGAAGAUACAGAGGGUGAGCCCUCCUAGGCAGAGCUGCUUCGUCACGUUUGAGGACAACUCCAAGUUCUGGGUGCUGUGGAAGGACAUCCAACACGCUGGUGUACCGGGGGAGGAGCCUCACUGCACUGUGUGCCAAGGGGCGGAGUCAAACUCUGACAGCCAAUCAAAGGAGACCAAUGAAAUUCUGAUCUGUGGGAAGUGUGGCAUUGGCUUCCACCAGCUGUGCCAUGUUCCUCCAGUAGAGGGCGACAUCAGCGACCUGAGCCCCUGGUUCUGCAGACAGUGUGUCUUUGCUCUGGCUGUCCGGAAAGGCGGCGCUCUGAAGAAAGGACCAGUAGCCAAAGCUCUGUGGGCCAUGAAGCAGGUCCUGCCAUACAGCCUGUCUUCUCUGAACUGGGACUCUCAGCACCGGACCAACCAGCAGCAGUGUUACUGCUACUGCGGCGGCCCUGGAGAGUGGUACCUGAAGAUGUUGCAGUGCUCCAGGUGUCAGCAGUGGUUCCAUGAAGCGUGCACCCAGUGUCUGCAGGAGUCCAUGAUGUUUGGAGACAGGUUCUACGUGUUCCUGUGUGCAGUGUGUAACAAGGGGUCAGAGUACGUCCGCCGCCUUCCUCUCAGGUGGGUCGAUGUGGUUCACCUGGUUCUGUACAACCUGUCCGUCAGCAGCAAGAAGAAAUACUUUGAGCUGGACGAGAUCCUGGCCUUCGUCUCUUCCAACUGGGACCAGUUACAGCUGGGAAAGCUGUCCAACACUCCUCCUGCAGAGAGGGGGCAGCACCUGCUGGACGCUCUGAACAAAUACAAGAGCAAGUUUCUGUGUGGAAAGGAGAUUAAAAAGAGGAAAUGCAUUUUUCGUCUGAGGACACGAGUUCCUCCCAACCCCCCCAACAAACUGUUUCCUGACCGUGCUCCAAAUGAUCGGGGGCGGAGCCACAAGAAGAUCUCAGACAGUGGUCCAGCUGAGAGGAAGAAGAAGAAAUCAAAGUGGCUUCUCGAAGACGCCAUUCCUAACAACAAGCUGACCUGCAGCUGGACCUCCAACCACCACAUGGCCAACAUCUUUGACUUCACCCUGGACGAGCUGCAGAGCCUCAAGAGCAACUCCAGCAGAACCGUCAGCAUCGAUCAGGACUCAACAGAUGCCUCCACCUCAGGUUCUGCUUCAACAAGCAGCUCUUACCACUUCAGGAGGAGGGUGGGCAGCAGGAAGAGGAAGUUACCCAGCAACAGCUACAGCCAGUGGGCCAAUCGCAGCGAAGCAGGGGAGGAGCCUUCUGAGACCGACCCUGCUGCUGCAAGCCACGCCCACCUGACCACAGAGGCCUCCUGCUUUCUGUCAGACUCCUCCCACCUCCACUCCUCCAUCUCCUCUUAUUUUGGAGUGGCGGGCAGACUGACCAAUGGGGAGAGGUAUCAGGUGCUGGCCCGCCGUGUCACUCGUCAGGGGACGGUCCAGUACCUGCUGGAGUGGGAGGGGUCAGCACCUUAUUAGGACAGUUCAA
Nematolebias whitei (Rio pearlfish) is the source of this 1910-nucleotide messenger RNA. It is a transcript of the gene phf19, whose product is annotated as PHD finger protein 19. Gene Ontology annotation, biological process: chromatin organization; regulation of DNA-templated transcription. Bases 239 to 1900 code for a protein of 553 amino acids. Lineage: Eukaryota; Metazoa; Chordata; Actinopteri; Cyprinodontiformes; Rivulidae. Gene Ontology annotation, cellular component: nucleus. Gene Ontology annotation, molecular function: chromatin binding; DNA binding. The transcript has 14 exons. The record is from RefSeq and is a predicted model, not a curated record.